ACACUAUUUACACUUCCACAAUUGGUACAUUUUUCGAAUUUGAUAAUCAAAUAUUAAAACAACCACUAUAUUAUCAUUACUCAAUUGAAGACUGUAGUGAAGGAUAUUUAACAUAAUUAGGGUCGAGUCUCGGUUUUCUAAUCGUUAGAACUUAUGAAAUUGUGAUGUGAUCAGUGCUGUGCUUGUACGUGCGCGUUUUUGCUUGCGAGAUUCUCAAGUAUGUAUUUGUGUCGAUGUUAAUGCGAGUGCGCGCGCUUGUAUUUUGUGUAGUUGGUAGUGGUGCGUACCUCGUAAUAUUUGAGUCUAUGUUGAAGUUCUGUACGUGUGUGAUGUGUGCACUGUCCAAUAGCAUUUGUGUGUGUAUGUGGUUGGUGUUGUGUAUGUUCAAUGUUGGCUGCAUUCAAUCUUCCAUAGUGAAAUUACUACUUUUAAACAAAAGGCUGUAAAUUUAGUUUUCAAUAUUUUUGGUUGAGUGUAUUACUCUAUAUUUAAAUAUUACUGAAAUCUAUAUGUCUAGUUUGAUUACAAUAUUAACGAUCACUUAACACCGAUUAUUACAAUUUUAAUUCGAGGUGCACCGAAGAUACAUUUUCCCUUUUGAAAAUCAUUAAACGAUUCACCCGUGGUGGUAGUGGUGUGGACUACGUGACAUUUUAGUGAUGUGGGAUGGACGUCAAUUUAAAAUACAAUCUUUGGCUCUUGUUUAUAUGGCAUACAUUUUUCAUUUUUAAAGUUUAAUAUUUAUGUUUUAGAUUCAAUCAGUUUAAAAGGUGUUUAAAUAAAAGUGUUUGAUUCUUUAAGUAAGUAGAUAUUUUAUUAUUCAUAAUAAAAUGAGUGGGAAAAGGGAUGUGAAAUGUAAACUAGAAAUUGAUGAACCAAAACAAAAAGAAUGUCCUGAAGGAAAAUUUAUUGAUCCUGUCAGUCUAAUGGAAAAUGGAAAAUUUGUAUUCAAAGUUCCACCAGAAGCUCCAGUUUAUAAACCCACCGCAGAAGAAUUUAAAGACCCAUUGAAAUAUAUUGCAAAAAUUAGGAAUGAAGCACAAAAACAUGGAAUUUGUAAAAUUCGACCUCCGUCUAAUUGGCAUCCUCCAUUUUGUGUUGAUGUUGAUAAUUUUAAAUUUACACCUCGGAUUCAAAAACUUAAUGAACUAGAUGCAAGUACUAGAGUUAAACUUAAUUUCUUGGAAAAAAUUGCCAAAUAUUGGCAUUUACAAGGAAUUCGUAUAAAAAUACCUGUAUUAGAACAAAGAGCUGUCGAUUUAUAUUCUCUUUAUAAAAUUGUAGAAUUUGAAGGUGGUUUUAAUCAAGUGUGCUUAGAAAAAAAAUGGAACAAGGUGGCAAGUCGUAUGGGUUAUGUAUACGAAAAAGCUUCUGGUGCUGUAUUAAAAGCUCAUCAUGAAAGAUGGCUCAAUCCAUUUUCUCUUUUUCAUGCUACAAUUAAAGAUGAAAUUUAUAAUAAGCCAGUUAAAAAAGAAAACAAUAGUGUUAAUGUUAUAGAAGAAAGCUCUUCCGCUUCAAAUUCACCUAAGAAACGAGCUAGAUUAAGUCCUGAUGAUGAUGAACCCGAUGAUUAUAUUAAAGAUCCAUUUUAUCUUAUGGAAAAUAAAGAAUUAAGAAAAUUGCAGUUUUUUGGUGCUGGUCCCAAGAUGGCAGGUUUUAGUUCUAAGUGCAGAAUAGGACAUCUAAAAACUAAAGAAACUAAAAAAUCUAAAAGAAAUCGCAAACCUGUUGUUGACAAUUUGGCUAAAUAUUAUUGUCAAAAAUGUGGCAGUGGUAAAUCUGAGGAGACCAUUUUAAUUUGUGAUGGAUGUGAUUUAAGUUUUCAUAUGCAGUGUUUAAUAAUACCACUUUCUUCUGUUCCUAAAGGGGAGUGGAGAUGCCAUAAAUGUGUAGUGAAUGAAGUGAUAAAACCUAGUGAUGCUUUUGGCUUUGAACAAGCUCAGCGUGAGUAUACACUUCAACAGUUUGGAGAAAUGGCAGACCAGUUUAAAUCCAAGUAUUUUAAUAUGCCUGUACAUCUUGUACCUACAGAUAAAGUUGAACAAGAAUAUUGGAAAAUUGUGUCGUCUAUUGAUUCUUCAGUAAUCGCAGAAUAUGGUGCUGAUUUACAUACUAUGGACCAUGGUUCAGGAUUCCCUACAGGCCUUGCGCUUUGUGGAAAUGAAGACAAUACUUUUUAUAAGUCUUAUAUAGAAGAUCAUUGGAAUUUAAAUAACAUUCCUAUAUUAAAAGAUUCUGUUCUUAGUUAUAUCAAUGCUGAUAUAUCAGGUAUGAAAAUACCAUGGAUGUAUGUUGGUAUGUGUUUUUCUACGUUUUGUUGGCAUAAUGAAGAUCAUUGGAGCUACUCAAUUAACUACCUACAUUGGGGUGAACCUAAAACAUGGUAUGGAGUUCCUGGAGAUUCUGCUGAAGCUUUUGAAGAAGUAAUGAAAGAAACAACACCAGAAUUAUUUCAUUCUCAACCAGAUCUUUUACAUCAGUUAGUUACUAUUCUUAAUCCAAAUAUCUUAAUGAAAGCAAAUGUUCCAAUUUGUCGAACUGAUCAGCAUGCUGGUGAAUUUGUUGUUACUUUUCCAAGAUCAUACCAUACUGGAUUUAAUCAAGGUUAUAAUUUUGCUGAAGCUGUGAAUUUUGCUCCUGCAGACUGGAUAUCAAUAGGCCGUGAAUGUGUAAAUCAUUAUUCAUCUCUCAAACGAAUAUGUGUAUUUUCACAUGAUGAACUUAUUUGUAACAUGGUAAGCUCAUGUGAUGAUUUAGCACCUAAAGCAGCUGAACUUGUAUAUGACGAUUUGAAUGAAAUGGUAAAGUUCGAAAGAAUUCAACGUAAAGCACUUUUAGAUUGGGGUGUUACAGAAGCAGAUUUUGUUGAAUUUGAACACCAAGCAGAUGACUUCCGACAAUGCAUGGUGUGUAAUACAACUCUUUAUGUAUCUGCAGUAUCCUGUUCAUGUGAUCCUAAAAGAUUAGCAUGUCUUCGUCAUUUUAAACAACUUUGUGGAUGUCCACCUCAAUUGCAUGUGUUUAAAUACAGAUACACCCUUGAUGAAUUUCCACCCUUAUUACGAAAAGUUAAAGCUAUAGCUGAAUUGGCAUAUGAAGAUUAGUGUGACUAAACAAUUUUAGGAAUUAUUGAUAAAAACUAAUGUUAAAACUUUAACUAAAGUUAAUACAAAUCUAAAAAUUAAAAUUAGAUAGGUUUGAUAGAGAGGUAUAUAGUAAAAUAAAUUAUAUUUUUGCAUCUCAUA
This is a messenger RNA of Sipha flava (yellow sugarcane aphid), 3245 nucleotides long. RefSeq names its product lysine-specific demethylase lid (gene Kdm5). The record is from RefSeq and is a predicted model, not a curated record. Gene Ontology annotation, cellular component: nucleus. The transcript has a single exon. Gene Ontology annotation, biological process: chromatin remodeling. Bases 831 to 3104 code for a protein of 757 amino acids. NCBI's taxonomy places the organism in Eukaryota, Metazoa, Arthropoda, Insecta, Hemiptera, Aphididae. Gene Ontology annotation, molecular function: DNA binding; histone demethylase activity.